AUGGCAAACCCUCAACCCGAUGAUUUCGACUCCCUCUUCAACCUCGAAGAGGAAUACUACACCGAAGGCUACAAUCUCGGAGUAGCAGAUGGAUCACGCGCCGGUCGCAUCGAGGGCCGCCUCUUCGGCCUCGAAAAAGGGUUUGAAAAGUUUGCAGCAAUGGGAAACCUAGCAGGCAGAAAUGCCGUUUGGGAAGCAAGAAUUUCAGAUCAAAAUUCUGCUGCUACUGAGGCAAGCGAGUACAAGUUGCCCAAGCUUUCAGGUGGUACUAGAUUGCAGAAGCAUUUGCAGACCCUGUAUGCUUUGACAGAGGCUGAGACUUUGUCUACUGAGAACAACGAGGAUUCGGUCACUGACUUUGACGAUCGCCUCAAGCGUGCUGAGGGCAAGGUCAAGGUCAUCGAGAAGUUGGUCGGAGAGGGUCCUCUGACCCUCGAGGCUUCUCAGCCUGCUACUUCUGGCAGUGGCAGCGCACAAGAAAGACGCCAAAUCAAGAUCAAGAGAACAGAUGCUGGUGGAGAGAGUAGUAUGGAAGAUUUCAAUAUUCGCCAUGCUCGCUCCUGA
Molecule: messenger RNA, 564 nt
Organism: Aureobasidium pullulans EXF-150
Lineage: Eukaryota; Fungi; Ascomycota; Dothideomycetes; Dothideales; Saccotheciaceae
Product: DUF1715-domain-containing protein
Exons: 1
Coding region: 1-564 (187 amino acids)
Source: RefSeq, a predicted model, not a curated record